Caenorhabditis auriculariae is the source of this 1580-nucleotide messenger RNA. The record is from the annotation of a GenBank genome assembly. Lineage: Eukaryota; Metazoa; Nematoda; Chromadorea; Rhabditida; Rhabditidae.
AUGGCCCAAUUGACGGACGCCUCAUCGGCCAGUGCCAACGUCGGCGGGAGCAGUGACACGGCGUCGACGAGCUAUCAAACCUGUGAGUUCUUAUCUUUCGUCCGAUAGUACACAUUCUCUUUUUCCUUGUUGUUAUUUCCUUCUAACUCCAUGUCAGAUGGUUACCUAAUCACUCAGAAUCUUAACUAUGUCAAAAAUUGCAGAUGCGGAUCUCAGUGCAGAGCAAGAAUAUUUCCUCUAUGAGCUCGAAACAACAGAUUCUAGCAGCAUGGGCCUCGUUUUACGGUUUUUUCCACUCAACGAAUAAAAUAAUAACUAUUUUCCAGAGCCAUCUAUGACUGCGGAGACGUUCACAAGUUCAGCCGUGCUCUUCAGCAAAGAAUCCAUCAAUACGACAAGAACAUUCAGAAGGUAAACUUCCAGAAAUUAUCCCCAUAAAAAAGGAAAUCGAAGGUUUGCGCGUUCCACUACCAGGGCUUCGUCGACUCAAUGAAGGAGCUCAUGACUUUGAAAGAUCAGUGUAGAGAAAUAAAAGUAAGUUCUGUGGAGUUUUUGCUUGUUUAUAAAAAUGAUAAUAACUCAGAAAAUCGAGUUUUGGUAGAGAUAUAAAAAAAAGGGAACGCCAAAAACAUUGACGUUAAAAUUGGCUCAAAUUUGUUUUUGUCCCGAGCUAGCGGCCAAUCGACUAUUUAAUAUUUAUAUUGGACAAAAAUUUUUCAGGAAGAUUCUCUGACGAUUGACGCCGAAGUUCAAAAAAAGCCAGUGAAGAAAUCGCGCAGAAAAACCGAGGAAAUCGUAAAAUACAGGUUUUUUUAAAAACAUUACAUGGUUUUCUAAAGUAAUAUAAUAUCAUUUUAGGAAACUCAUGAAAAAAAUGCGUCCACGGCCAUCGAUCAAAUUUCGGUGUGCCUGCCAGUCUUGGAAAACUAUUCAAAAUUGCAAGAGCUGAUGAAUAUGAAAAAGUGCGCUUUUUUUUCGAAAAAAAUAUAUUCAUAACAUUUUCAGGUACUAUCAAGCUUUGAAGGUCCUUGAAGAGCUUGAACAUACUCAUCUUGCCCUUGUUGAGAAAUAUAGGUUCACUCAAGUUCUGGCAAAAAGUAUGUCUCCUGUUAGAGUGGAAAUCAAAGACAAGGUUCCAUUUUCACGAGAAAAUAUAGUAUCGAUUUUUUCAGGCUUAUUCUGAAUUCAAAGAUUUUCUCGAGAACAUCAAAAAAGUUGCUGGUCGUAUUGGAAAACACGCCAGUCGUUGUGUAAGCUUUUUUAUUUUUCAAACGCAAAGAUAAAAGGUUUUUUUCUUUUUCAGACCGCGGAACAACACUCUUUCGGAAUAAGCGACGCUGAGAGGACUCGAAAGUUGCAGGAAGAAGCUAAACUGUAAGAUUCGAAUUUUUCUUUUGAGAUUUUUGAAGCAAAGUAUAAACCACAUUUUAUCCUACUUCACUGUUUCAUAAAGCUUUUUUUAACCUAAUAAAUAAGUUUUCAGAAACUCGGGACGAAUGGAAAUUCAAGUUUCUGCUGACGGAAGCAUCGUCAAGAAAAAGUUCCACGCCUCGCAAAUCUGUCACCCAAGAAGUUCUUGA